Messenger RNA from Suillus fuscotomentosus, 171 nucleotides. Its product is annotated as transcription factor IIB. The transcript has 2 exons. NCBI's taxonomy places the organism in Eukaryota, Fungi, Basidiomycota, Agaricomycetes, Boletales, Suillaceae. Gene Ontology annotation, biological process: transcription initiation at RNA polymerase II promoter; transcription preinitiation complex assembly. The record is from RefSeq and is a predicted model, not a curated record. The annotation marks the transcript as partial. Gene Ontology annotation, cellular component: transcription preinitiation complex; nucleus. Gene Ontology annotation, molecular function: TBP-class protein binding; RNA polymerase II general transcription initiation factor activity.
GUGCGUCUCAUUUGCCCAGAGUGCAGAGAUCCAAAUCCAAACAUUGUCGAAGAAUUUGGGAGCGGGGAUCUUGUGUGCGGAAGCUGUGGACUGGUCCUGGGUGAUCGUAUUGUUGAUACAAGAAGUGAAUGGAGGACAUUCGCAAACGACGAAGGCGAUGAUCCUUCUCGA